Molecule: messenger RNA, 2525 nt
Organism: Coregonus clupeaformis (lake whitefish)
Lineage: Eukaryota; Metazoa; Chordata; Actinopteri; Salmoniformes; Salmonidae
Product: T-complex protein 1 subunit eta
Exons: 12
Coding region: 82-1719 (545 amino acids)
Biological process (GO): protein folding
Cellular component (GO): chaperonin-containing T-complex
Molecular function (GO): ATP hydrolysis activity; ATP binding; ATP-dependent protein folding chaperone
Source: RefSeq, a predicted model, not a curated record
AAGAAGAAAAAUAAAAAGAAGAAGUCGAACAGCAUUAAUGGAUAGAACUGCGGUGUCGUUUCUUUCGAAAGAACUGCAAAGAUGAUGCCCACACCAGUUAUUCUGCUAAAGGAGGGGACCGAUACGUCUCAGGGCGUCCCCCAGCUGAUCAGCAACAUCAAUGCCUGUCAGGUCAUCGCAGAGGCCGUCCGUACGACCCUGGGGCCUCGCGGCAUGGACAAACUCAUAGUGGACGGCAGAGGCAAAGCCACCAUCUCCAACGACGGGGCGACCAUCCUGAAGCUGCUGGAUGUGGUUCACCCUGCAGCCAAGACCCUAGUGGACAUCGCACGUUCUCAGGAUGCUGAGGUGGGAGAUGGUACUACAUCAGUGACCCUGCUAGCAGCUGAGUUUCUAAAGCAGUUGAAGCCGUACGUGGAGGAGGGUCUCCAUCCUCAGACCAUUAUCAGGGCCUUUCGCAACGCUACGCACCUGGCCGUCAAGAAGAUCAAAGAAAUCUCUGUCACCGUCAAGAAGGACAACAAGAAAGAACAGAGGGAACUCCUGGUGAAGUGUGCAGCCACAGCCAUGAACUCCAAGCUGAUUGCAGGUCAGAAGGAGUUCUUCAGUGAGAUGGUGGUGGAGGCUGUCAUGAUGCUGGAUGAACUGCUGCCUCUCAAGAUGAUCGGUAUUAAGAAGGUGCAGGGGGGAGCUCUGGAGGAGUCUCACCUGGUAGCUGGCGUGGCGUUCAAGAAGACGUUCUCCUACGCUGGGUUUGAGAUGCAGCCUAAACGCUACGACCAACCCAAGAUCGCCUUGCUCAAUGUGGAGCUGGAACUGAAGGCCGAGAAGGACAACGCAGAGGUUCGCGUAAAGUCUGUUGAGGACUACCAGGCAAUUGUGGACGCUGAGUGGAACAUCCUGUAUGAUAAACUGGAGAAGAUCUACAAGUCUGGAGCCAAGGUGGUUCUGUCCAAACUGCCCAUAGGAGAUGUGGCCACACAGUACUUUGCCGACCGGGACCUGUUCUGUGCCGGACGCGUUCAGGAGGAGGACCUCAAGAGGACCAUGAUGGCAUGCGGGGGCUCCAUCCAGACCAGUGUUGGCUCCAUGACAGAUGACGUCCUGGGGCGCUGUGAACUCUUCGAGGAGGUGCAGGUCGGAGGAGAGAGGUAUAACUUCUUCAAGGGUUGUCCUCGGUCCCAGACAUGCACCAUCAUCCUGAGGGGCGGAGCAGAGCAGUUCAUGGAGGAGACGGAACGCUCUCUACACGAUGCCAUCAUGAUCGUACGCAGAGCCAUCAAGAAUGACUCCAUCGUGGCAGGUGGGGGUGCGAUAGAGAUGGAGCUCUCCAAGUAUCUGCGUGAUUAUUCCAGAACAAUUCCCGGGAAGCAGCAGCUGCUGAUUGGAGCAUAUGCUAAAGCAUUGGAGAUCAUCCCCAGACAGCUGUGUGACAACGCAGGGUUCGACGCCACCAACAUACUGAACAAGCUGCGCGCCAAGCACGCACAGGGUGGUAUGUGGUACGGUGUGGACGUGAACAACGAGGAUAUAGCUGAUAACUACCUGGCGUGUGUGUGGGAACCCUCCAUCGUGCGUAUUAACGCCCUUACCGCCGCCAGCGAGGCCGCCUGCCUUAUCCUCUCCGUGGAUGAGACUAUCAAGAACCCCCGCAGUAGCGUAGAUGGGCCACCAGGGGGUGGGAGAGGCCGGGGCCGCGGGAGACCCCACGCUCACUAGGGGGGGGGCUAACCUCUGACCUGACCCCCUCACCUCCAAAGCCAUAGAUAGUCAGUCAAACUAGGUGAAAUAUGAAGUAUCCUCCCAUUUUGGUGCCAAAUUUUUCGAUGGCACCAGCAUUCUAGAUUGGAUUCUGUUCAUUGAUUUAGAAUGUGAUGGCGUCUCUAUGAUAACUUGGCAUCUUUCUAAUGAGGUUUGCUGAUAUCUGUAUGUCUACGGCUCUGGUUAAGUCCACUCCAGUCCCUUUCAACUCUUCACAUAGGAGGUACAACAGCCACUUCAGUUGUGAUACUCUGGCCUCUGGCUAGGAUGGUGGUAGAAUUUGGUCCAAUUUCCCCUCUCUCCUCUCUCUCUCUCUCUUCUUUUUGUUACUAAUGGCAUCCAUGUUGUCCAGUCACCUCAGUGUACGAGUUGGCCAGAAGCAGUUCACCUGUCACAUAUAUGAAUGUAACAUCAGGCUAAUAUCAAAGUCUUACCUGCUUUUUGUCUUCAAACUACUAACCACAACUCUACCACUUUGUGAGUCAAACUACCAACCACAACUGAGACCCACUGAGUUUCGCAUUGCUUUGCACUGAGAUGGCUGGAAACAUGAGCGCCUCCUGGCCCAAAAUACCCAUUUUUGUAUACGUUUAGGACCCCCAUCCCUCCAACUCUCCCCCCACCCUCUCUCCAGCCAUUGUCUAGGUCAGAGUCGAGAGUGCUGUCUUUUGAAAUGCUUCUGUCAGUCAUGUUGAGUUGUUUUUGUUGCUUCGCCAGUGGAACUAUAUUAUUAGACCAUUAAAGUCAGUACUUCCACAACUCAA